Messenger RNA from Strigops habroptila (Kakapo), 5639 nucleotides. RefSeq names its product leucine rich repeats and IQ motif containing 1 (gene LRRIQ1). Gene Ontology annotation, cellular component: axoneme. Bases 209 to 4372 code for a protein of 1387 amino acids. Gene Ontology annotation, biological process: cilium assembly. Gene Ontology annotation, molecular function: dynein complex binding; protein binding. Lineage: Eukaryota; Metazoa; Chordata; Aves; Psittaciformes; Psittacidae. The record is from RefSeq and is a predicted model, not a curated record. The transcript is spliced from 23 exons.
AGAGAGGUGGAGGGACUCUCCUCGUCCCGCGGAGGGCCUGACCAGGGGCGGUUGGGGGCUGCGGAGCUUCAGGGCCGCGGGGCGGCCGGUCUCCGGAGGCGGCCAGGAAGGCGGGGGCUCCGCUAGGACCUCUGCUGAAGGAAGGUGCUGAAAGUUAGUAUUUUCCUUGUGCAGCUUUGAAAGCAAAUAAGACGCUGUGGAAAGUAGAAUGUCAGAAGAUACUGAGGGAAUUGAAAAAGAAAUAGAAGUUGAAUUAAGCAGAAUCAGUGUUUCUUCCUUUGAAGCAGAUGAUCCUGACACAGAGGUAUCAGAUGGAGCUUUGAGUGACAGUGAGAUGAUUUCAGAUGACUUGCCAAAAUCAGUUAUCUCCUAUUUAAACUUUAUAAAGAGCAGAAAUCAAGAUGCUGAAAAGUUUAUACUGCAAGACUUAAAAGAUGAAGAAACUACAGGUAGCAUUUAUGGAGUAGUUUCUUGCCAUGCUUCAGAUUACUUGGCAGAAUUGUCUUCUGAAUAUAAUGAAGAUCCAGAACAAUUAAAAAAAAAGGUACUAUUUGAAAUUGAAAAUGAUGACUUACAGAUUGCUACAACAACUAGUUAUAAUAGUCAGUCCACAAGUGAUGACGUGUUAUCUGAUGACCAUUUUGUUACAGCUGAUGUUGAAAGAAGCAUAAGCCUUACUCAUCGUGAAGUAGAAGAAAAGUGUAGACAAGAACUUGAGCAGUGGGAGAAAAGACAAAAGGAGCUUGAAGAUGAGAAGAGGAAAAAGUGGAAAGCUGAGAGGGAAGCACAGGAAAAACAAAAUGAAGAGGAACAGACAAGAAGGGUGCAGCGUCUGGAGGAAUUUGAGGCUGAAAAAAUAAAGUUAGAGCUUCUUUAUAAGAAACACCAAAUUGCAAUAGAAGAUGAGUUACGGAAAGAAAAGAAAGCUUGGAGAGACAAAAUGAUGCAACAUGAGGAAUUGAUCAUGAAGCUACAGUUGCAAAUGGAAGAUGAGAAAAAUGCCUUGGAAAAGCAGAAAGCAAAAGAAAGACAACACCUGACAGAACAACAGAAUACAGCAGCUGUGAAAAUCCAAGCUAGAUUUAGGUCAUUUUUAGUCCAUAAAAAGUAUGCUCCCAUCUUAAAAGAAUGGAAAAAUGAAAUAAAAAAGAAGCAGAAAAUACUAGAAGAAAUAGAGAGAGAAAUGAAAGAAAAAGAGGAAAAAAUGAAGAUGCGAAUGGAAGAAAAUAGGCAAAAGAAAGAAGAAGAAAAAAAGAGACAAGAACUUCUUGAAAGACAGGAAUAUUUGGAACAGGUGAGGAGACAGGAGGAUUAUGAGAAAAAGAAAGAAAGCCUGAGACUUGAAAGAGAAAAACAGUUGCAAAUAAGAAGAGAAGGACAGAGAAAACUAGGAGAAAAAAAAGCAAAAGCUGUGAUGAGUGAAAGCACAGAAAAGAAGAAAGAAAACAUAAACAACCAUAAGCAGACAGAAAAUACAAAAGUAAUAAGAGAACAGGAGGAGGAAUUAAAUAAGCAAGUAGAGGAACAAGAAGAAAAACAGGCUGAAAGGAUGGAUGAAAAAACAUAUUGGAUUAUUCCAGCAAAAAGAACUUUGACACCAACAUCAAAUAUGCUAGGCUCUGAGAAGGAAUACUUUUCUCAAGUAAAUGAGAACAUAUACAAAAAUUCAGUAACACAUGUAGAAGAAAAUUGCUCACAAACUAGAGAUCUUAAUAAAGCUUCAAAUAGUCAUACUUCAAACAAUGAAUCUGUUAAUUUUGGAGCUAACGACAUGGUAGAAAAUAAGGCAAGCAAUAUAUGCAGCAGUCCACCAAUUGUCCAACCAAAUGCUAGUAAUAGAGAAGUUAAAGAUCAUUUUUCUCAGUCUGAAACAAGGAAGAAAACUCUGUUUCUAAUGGAAGAUGCUAAUGAAGUCAGAGAGACUUCAGACAAAAUUCAAGAUUUAGCUGAGUGUUCCAGUAGACUAAUUCUUCCUGAUGAUAUUGAAAAGAAGAGAAUAAACUGGAUGAACACAUGUAAAUCUUGGUCUAAAAUACAUGAAGAAAAUCAAAGAAAGAAAGCAGCUGUAAAAAAACGACCAAGGAAGAGUUCACUUAUCAAGAAGCCUAAGAUACCUCCAUUAAGUACAGAAAAGAUAACUCAUAGCAGCCCUUGGAAUACUCUGCAGCAGGUUACAACACUUACACUUGAAGAUUUGCCAGCUUGUAGUCUCUCAACAUUAUCCGAGUGUUCGAAUCUUCAAUUUUUGACUCUGAGGCGCUGUGGACUAGUUGCACUGGAAGGACUAAGUAGCUGCAAAGACCUGAAGUAUAUAAAUGUGGAGGAAAACAACAUUCAGAUAAUUGACUGUGAAAAUCUGGAAAAUCUUUUUAUUCUGAUUCUGAGCAAGAACCAUCUUUCAUCAGUUUGUGGUUUAGAUGGCUGCAUAAAUCUUCAAAAUCUUGAACUUUCCUACAACAGAAUCACUCGGAUUGGUGGUCUGGAGUCAUUGAAAAAUCUUCAGCAAUUAAUUGUGGACCAUAAUCAGCUAAUCAGCACAAAAGGUCUUUGUGAGGCGCCUACUCUAAUUCACCUAGACUGCUCUUUCAAUCACCUCACACAAGUUGAAGGCAUUGAGAAUUGUGGCCUACUUCAAAUUCUGAAGUUGCAAGGCAAUAACCUCCAGGAGUUUCCAAGACUGGAAAAUCAUGUUCUCCUUAGAGAACUAUAUUUGGAUGACAAUAGCAUUUCUGCUGUAAGAAUGCUUUCUUUGUGUUGGUUGCCUCUAUUGCAGAUUCUUUUGCUGUCCCAAAAUAGAUUAACUGAGCUUGUGCCUUUGAAUUCGUUUGUAUCUUUGGAAAAGCUGGAUAUCAAAAAUAACUGCUUGUCAGACCUUGAAGGUGUCAUUUCAUGGUUAGGUGGCUGUCAUAAACUAAGGGAGUUGUCACUCAGUGGAAAUCCUCUUCUCCAAGAAAGAAAUUUGAGGCCUUCCUUUUGUAAGGUCCUUCCUAGUUUACAGUUUCUUGAUGGUGAAAUCUUACACUAUAAUACUUUACCUACAACUGAAAGGAUCAAAGAAACAGAAUCAAGUACUUUUAUGGAACUGUGUCAACUUCAAAUUAAAGAAAAUGUUCUACUGAAAAAAAAGACUGCUGAACUGGGAAUUGCCUCUUCUAUUGAUUCUGCACAGGGACAAUGCUGGUAUUUUAAUCGGUUGAUGAAACUUAGCAUUAAACACCGAUAUGCACAUGAGUAUGGCGAUCUGAACAUUACUGACAGAGAUGGACCAGAAGCACUGCAAAAUCAUCUAAAGCAAACACCUACUGGCUGCCUACAGGAAAAUAACCUCUUUAUCAUGGGUGAGACAGAAAAUAAACAGGUCUUGUUGGAUCCUUCCAAAAGAUGGAUUGCUACUGGCCAUACUCAGGCCACAUUCAUUAACUCCUCCAUACCUGUGCACCAAAAGGAAAAUAAAGAACAUCAGAGAGUGGAGCAGAAGAGCACUGAAUCUUGUAUUAAUUACAGUGGGGAGACCAAAGGCAACAAUAACAUGUCAGCCCAACUCAUGUUACAACAGUCAGUGAUAGUAGCAAGUAAUGUGGGAAAAGAUCUUCAGCAUUUUGAGAAUGAUACAGAAAGGUCAGGGAAGGGAACAAUGUCACAGCAAUCUGACUGGAAGGAAAAAAAGACAUUUUCAUUCAUGUCUGAAAAAGAAGAGAAAAUUUCAAAAGAAUGGGGUUUUAAGGAUAUUUCUACUGCACAGCUAAUGCUGAAGAGGGCCCAUAAAAUGAAGCCUAAAAAGUAUAGUAAUAUAAAUUUAGACCCAGCUGUGAGACUGGCAUUGUUCAAAAACAAUGAAAAUAAACAUCUCCAUGUGAAACCACUGAGGAAGACACAGCCUAUAAAUUCUGGUUACUCUGAAGGUAAAAAAGAAGAAUUUUCACAGCUGGAUACUACUUUAGAUGAGAAAUUACAAAGGAGAAAAGACUUUACAUACCAAUGGUUUCAUACACAGCUUUUGGAUUAUGGAGCUGCCAGUUCCAAAAAUACGAAGUGCUGUCGUUUUUUGCCCGAGUUAGAUCCUGCGAUAUGUGACAGUAGACGAGUACAAGCUGUGGCAAGCCCUGUAAGCAGAGAAGACACGGAUUUAGACCUUGUUUCCAUGGCCAGUGGAAGUGCUUUGACUGAGAACAGAGGAAAAAAUAAGCAGCCACACAGACACUCAGCAAGAUCUUCAAAAAAGAAUAUACCUAUUCCAGAAAAAUCAUCUGUGAGUCCAUCUCAUAAAGAACGGAUAUCAUUUCGAGACCAUCCAGUGCAGUUCAGCGGAGGAUGGGGAUCAGGCAAAAAAAGGACAAAGCUUAAAAAUAUUGGAGAUAAUUUAACUAGUUGAUUUAAUCAAACAUGGAGAGCAUAUGGAGAGCUGGGGUUUUUUUAAGCCUAUGAAUAUUAAUUUUUGGAUUCUCGUUUAGUACCAAUAUAAAGAGUUUCAAUUAACUACAUUUGGCUUUUUUUAUUACACAUGGUUUCAGUGGUUUGGGGUGGUUUUGUUUUGGUCAAAGUAUUUUAUACCUGUCAGUAAGUUAUCAUAGUUUGUGUUUCCAAUUACUUGCAUGUUCAUGUGGUGUAGAAUGCAGAACUGAUUAACCCUACAAGGAUUGUUGUACAGUGAAUAAGUUUAGGCUUGCUUAUAACAACCAGUUGAGAUGUGCAAAAUUUGGUAAUGGUUCAUGCUCAUGUGAUAUAUGUCACAUAUCAAAACAGUGAAUUCUUAUUUUCUCACAAAUAAAAUACAUGCUUGCAAACUGUUGUGAGCUAUAGUAGCCAGCAAUGCCAUUCUUAGAAAAGUCUGUUUAGGAUAUUUCUCUGAAGCACCAAAAAUUCACAGCUAUCUACAAAUGGUGGAGAUAUACUUAUCUUUUUAUUUUAGUAAUAUGAUAAGUCCUCUAGAGCUAAAUUGUGCUCAUAAUAUGAUAAAGCAACCUGUUUAUAGUCUUAUACUUUCAAAGAAAGACUUCUAACAUUUUCAUAGAGGGUUAAAGAAAAAAACAAAUUUACUAAGUUCUCAUUUUGUUCUGGGGUAAUGUAACAUUACAUCCACAUGACACUGCUAACUCAACUUUAUUUGUUCAUGUAGCCAGACUCAUUCGGAUCUGUGUGCAAGAGUUUUGUGGUACAACAAGAUGUAGAGAAAGAAAACUAUUUCAAGUAUGUAUGGGUAUCUGACUCAUUACUUCUACUGAAUGCUUUGUUCAUCAAAGGACAGAAAAUGCUCCUUGAUUUCAAAGCCUAACAUUAUUUUGAUGUUUUCUACUUCGAGGGUAGAAGUUGCUAAUUGGAUCUAGAGAAGUCUGUCUUUGGUAUCUCCUCUAUCUUCUCCAAUAUUGUGAAGCCUCAACCUGCAACAGAUUGAGAAAGGUGGGGAAGUUAAUGGAGCCUGAAACUUCAGUCAGUAAAGAAUAUAAAUUCUAAUGCUGUGGCUGUUUUAAAAAUGUACUUAAAUAUGACAUUAUUUUGUGAGGUGUUUUUUAUGCUAGCAUACAUAUGACUAUGGAUUGAAAGCAAUUAUCUCCAUUUUUGUGAAUACUCGCAUUCAUGUUCAGAUUAAAAGAUGGCUGAUCUCAUGGAAAACCUCCAGUAAAUGACCUUGCUUGUCUGAA